Messenger RNA from Ceratosolen solmsi marchali, 1023 nucleotides. It is a transcript of the gene Prosbeta2, whose product is annotated as Proteasome beta2 subunit. Gene Ontology annotation, cellular component: proteasome core complex; cytoplasm. Gene Ontology annotation, molecular function: threonine-type endopeptidase activity. Bases 131 to 964 code for a protein of 277 amino acids. Lineage: Eukaryota; Metazoa; Arthropoda; Insecta; Hymenoptera; Agaonidae. The record is from RefSeq and is a predicted model, not a curated record. The transcript is spliced from 4 exons.
AUUCGGUCUUUUCUACUUUCCGACAUUUCCAUGGUUGUCGCUGCUGUGUAGAGUAAUAUAAAUACGAAAUACUUCCUACGGUGUUUUUACUUUAUUUUACGAGAUAUUGUUAGGAAAUUAAUAAUAAAAAAUGUCCUCCGUACUUGCACCAGAAAUCCCAACACCGGGUUUUAGUUUCGAUUUGUGUGAAAGAAAUGCUAUGUUAGAGAGGAAAGGAUUUUCAGCUCCGAAAGCGCAAAAAACGGGGACGACGAUCGUUGGAAUAAUUUACAAAGAUGGUGUUAUUCUUGGUGCUGACACAAGAGCUACGGAAGGCAACAUCGUUGCCGAUAAAAAGAGCGAGAAAAUUCAUUAUCUAGCGAAAAAUAUGUAUUGCUGCGGAGCUGGCACAGCUGCGGAUACUUGCAUGACCAAUAGCAUGAUUUCCAGUCAGUUGGAAUUGCAUCGUCUUAAUACCAAUCGUAUUGUUCCUGUCGUUACCGCCUGUACUAUGUUAAAGCAAUUGCUUUUUCGUCAUCAAGGUCACAUUAGCGCUGCUCUCAUUGUAGGAGGAGUCGAUAAUUUAGGUCCUCAUAUAUACGUCAUUUAUCCACAUGGGUCUACCGAUCAUUUACCGUAUGCGACAAUGGGAUCUGGUUCAUUGGCAGCUAUGUCAGUUUUUGAAAGUAGAUGGAAACCAGAUAUGAGCGAGGAGGAAGGAAAAGCUUUAGUCAGUGAUGCAAUUCGUGCUGGUAUAUUUAACGAUCUUGGUUCUGGAAAUAGCGUUGAUUUAUGUAUUAUUCGGAAAGGAUCGUUGGAUUAUCUAUGCCCGUACGAGUUAUCGUGUGUCAAGGGUGAAAAACAAGGUAGCUAUCGUUAUAAGAAAGGCACUACUGCUGUCCUUACGAAGACUGUCAGACCAAUUAUCGUUGAAGAAGAAUGUGUGCGUAGAGUCGAAACAGAAUGUAUGGAUACGUCAUCAUGAAAAAAUUUUCUGUGUUAAAAAUUAAAAAUUUGUAAGUUAAUUGAUCAAUAAAAUUACGC